Helobdella robusta is the source of this 2688-nucleotide messenger RNA. RefSeq lists its product as hypothetical. The record is from RefSeq and is a predicted model, not a curated record. The transcript has 13 exons. Gene Ontology annotation, cellular component: NELF complex. Gene Ontology annotation, biological process: negative regulation of transcription elongation by RNA polymerase II. Bases 1 to 2190 code for a protein of 729 amino acids. NCBI's taxonomy places the organism in Eukaryota, Metazoa, Annelida, Clitellata, Rhynchobdellida, Glossiphoniidae.
AUGGCGGCCUCUAGUCGAGAGACGGACACGACGAUAUGGCUGAACAACAAGUUGGGGUCCACCGACGAUCUCUGGUCCGGCAACUCGAUUUGCUCGCAGCUGUCGAAAGAUCGUCUGCUCACAAUCAUCGACUGCUUCCACACGCUGCAAGCCCACGUCAAAUGGAAACAGGAGUUGGAGGAGUUGUACAGGAUUGCGUGCAAUGACGCGGACCUCUGGGUUUCGACAGUCGCCGACAUCUUACGGACGUUCCCAUCGACUGGCAACUUGAACGCUGAGGUCAAGGACAACCACGUCAUCUUCCAUGAAAUCAUCAGUGACCUCAGGAAGUUAGUGAGGAAGGGACAGGAUGUGAGUAUGUACCCACUGGAAGGGUGCUACCUCAGUCGGAGUGCCCUCAUCUCAGUGGCUGGUCCCUUACAACCCCCAGCCAAACAUUUUGCCCUCAAAAGAAGACCAAAAUCUGCUGCCCUCCGUGUAGAACUCCUACAGAAAUCCACAGAUGCUGCCAACAAUUUGAAGAAGAAUGUAAGCACCUACCCCGUGAAGAUGAGGAGUUUUGCUAAGAAAAUGAAUGAUGACAUCUUUGGUAUGAUUAAAUCUUUCUACUUUGCAAAUCAGGCUUCAGCAGAUGAUAUGCAAAUGAUGGUUUGGGCCUCAAUAUUGAUUCAAAGAACCAUAAUCCUAACCCUUAGAAUUCCAGGCGCUGUCGUAUUCGGUAGAGAUUACAUUUCCAAUUCUAAAACAACUCCACUGUUAUUGGAGUUUGAUGCAUUACCGUUGAGUGCCAAGGAAACAAAGAAGAGGAAGAAGAUGGAGCUGGAAAUGCAAAAGACCGCAAAGAAGGAAGAGCAAGCCGCAUUAUCAUCGCCGACCAGCAUCGCCAUCACCUCGCCCACACAGUCGACGUCAACUUCAGCAGCCUCACAAUCGUCAUCUUCAACCAUGCCCGAUUAUGCCGCUGGGCUUCUGGCUGUCACAUCAUUUGAUAGUCUUGCCACGUCAACAGCAACAAACCUCAUGAACCAGACUGUCACGCCAACAUCAACAUUGAACAAUCUCACGUCCCUGACUGUCAACAACCUGAUCACGUUACAAGCAGUUCAACAACAACAACAACAACCACCACAACAACAACUAACGACGUCCUCCCUAUUGUCGCCAAACAUCAUCCUACCAUCACCAACUAGCAACCCACAGACCAUCAGAUUCACAGUUGUGCCAUCUUCAGCGGCCCAGCAACAGCAGCAGCAGAUUUUCUUGUCAGCACGACAACCUCAUCAACAAAUCAGGCAGAUAAUCCUAACCACUCCUGCUUUAAAUAUGCAGCAGCAGCUGCAACAGCAACCGCAGCAGCAGCUGCAACAGCAACCGCAGCAGCAGCUGCAACAAACAAUAGUCCUGCGACCAGCCAACCAGCUACAACAAACAGCUGCAACAACGAUGAACAAAAUGUUGUCAGCAAAUAAUCCCAUUGUCAUCAGAGCUUCUGCCUCGUCACUCAACAACAUAAACAACAACAACAACAACGCUAUUAUAAUCAAUAACAUCAACAACCUUAAUAGCAUCAACAUAAAAAAUCUUAACAUUAAGAGCAUCAACAUGAAUGUGCACAACAACAACAACAACAACACAGCAACUAAUGCAACUAAUGAAGUAGUUCAAUUUGCUCCUACCAACUUAUCAACCAACAACACCAUCUCAUCAGCUAAUAACAACAACACCGUCAUCAUCAACAACAACAACAAAGCAACAAUCCUCAACACGCCAAGACAUGUAAUAAGAACCUUGCAGUUGCAACUACAACAGCAACAACAACAGCUUUUACAGCAGCAGCAGCAACAAUCAAUUGCUACUACAUCAACGGCAGAAGAGAGCCAGCCAAAAAAAGAACUCAUUCUUACUCGUGAACAAGUGUUUGAAGCACAGGAGAUGUUCAAGAUAUUCCCAAACAUCACCAGAGCAGAGAAGGCACUCAUUCUUGGAUUCAUGGCUGGCGCCAGAGACAACCCGUGCCCUAACCAAGGUCCGGUGCUGAACAUCCGUCUCGGCGAGACCGUGGAGAGCAUUGAGCAGCCGGACGGGGCGUUCCAUCCAAUGGUUGUGGAGACCCACCUGCAACUCAACUACUCGUCCGGAGAGUUCAAGCAGUUCAGGAAGAUCAGAGAUAGAGAGGUCGAUGCUGAAUGAUGAUGAAUGGAAGAUGGAGUAAGGAGAAGAAGGAGGAAUGAUAAUGGCGGUGGUGAUUGUGCUCGCAGCGGUGUGGCAGUGAUGAUGAUGAUGAUGCCACUGUUGGGAAUGCCUCAAAGCUAUUUUUUUAUUAUGCUCAUGGUGAUAAUCAUGUUGACAAUAGUAAUUAUUAUUAUUUUUUAUAUUUUUAUUAUGCUACCGUCAUUAUCAUUAUCAUAAUUGAUGCAUUUGUCAAGCUCAUUGCACAGCUCGAUCUAAAAUGAUGCUGGAAAAUAAUAUUCUCUUCAACUGAAAUGUCGCAUUUAGAUAUUUAUUUAUACGUGGUGUAACAUUAUAUUAUGACAUUUAUGAUCAAUAUGGUGGUUGUGAUGUUUGUCUUACGUUUCUAACAAGCCUAAGAUAUAUUUUGAUGAGUUGAUAUAUUCAACAGAUGAAUGAUCAUUUCCAACUAUUGAAAUGACGUUAAUUCUGUCCUGAUAUGCUGUUGUUAUUUUGUGU